AUUAUGUGACAGCUUGCGUCAUUUUGAUAAGUAAUAAAAGUCUACAAUUUUAAAAUCACCUAUUGAUUCCAAGCUUCUUUAAACUAAUUUAUAGGUAGAUGUCUGUUUUUAGUGAAGUUGAAUUAGGUGAACCAGUAGAAAUGUUUUAUCUUAAAAAAGCCUAUUUAGAAGAUAAAUUUGAAAAUAAAGUGUUUUUGAGCGUUGGUGCUUAUCGGACAGACGAAGGAAAACCGUGGGUUCUUCCUGUAGUGAAAUCUCUUGAAAAAAUACUAUCUCAUGAUGAAUCGUUGAAUAAAGAAUAUUUGCCAACUUUAGGAUUGGAAACUUUUAGUACUUCUGCAACCACCAUGUUGCUAGGGUUAGAUUCCCCAGCCAUUAUUCAGAAAAGGUAUUGUGGAAUUCAAAGUAUAUCUGGAACGGGAUCAUUAAGAAUUGGUGCUGAAUUCCUUGUAAAAAUGGGAAAGAAAAUAUUUUACGUAUCUAACCCAACUUGGGAGAAUCACAAAAGGUUAUUCUUGCAAGCGGGAUUUGAAGAAUGUCGAGAGUACCGUUAUUGGAAUCCUACUACGCGUCGCAUAGACUUUGAAGGUCUAAUAGACGAUUUAGACAAAGCACCUCAAGAUGCAGUUGUUAUUUUACAUGUGUGCGCUCAUAAUCCUACUGGUGUUGAUCCUACUCCUGAACAAUGGAGUAAAAUUGCAAACAUAAUACAUAAACGAAGGUUAUUUCCAUUUUUUGAUUGCGCCUUCCAGGGCUUCGUAACUGGUAAUGUGAUAAGUGAUGCGUAUUCAAUAAGGCUGUUCGUAUCAUUAGGCUUUGAACUCUUCUGCGCGCAAAGUUUUUCAAAAAAUUUCGGGCUGUAUAAUGAACGUAUAGGGAAUUUGACUAUUGUUGUCAACAAUCCAGACUUAAUACCUGCUAUUAAAUCUCAAAUAACAUAUAUAGUGAAUGGAAUGUACUUAAAUCCUCCGGGACUGUGUGCGAGAAUUGUUACUUAUGUUCUCAAUAAUUCUACCAUGUACAACCAAUGGCAAGAUAACGUUAGAACAAUGUCUUCUCGACUUCUACUCAUGAGGAAGCAAUUAAAAGAGAUUUUAGACCAUUUGGAGACACCUGGGAAUUGGGAUCAUCUUGUUGAACAUUCUGGAUUUUUUUCUUAUACUGGAUUAACUCCUGUUCAAGUUGAAUAUAUGGUAAAUAAAUAUCAUAUUUAUAUGUUAGCAUCAGGAAGAAUGAGUAUAGCUGGAUUAAACUCAAGUAAUGUGUAUUAUGUGGCAAAAGCUAUUUACGAUACUGUUUCAUUGUUUCCUUAGAUUUUGUGACUUAAACUAUUUUAAAUUGUUUCUUCCAAUUGUGAAAAAGUACAUCAUUUUAUUAAUAUGGAGACCGAGUGGUAAAAAACCACUAAGGUCAAUACCUACCCGUAAUUAGUGUGAACUCCGACAACUUAUCCAUGGUUGUUCUAUAUCAUUUAUGUGAUUUCGUCAAAAUACCCUUUAAUUUUAUCCGAUAGCGAUUACACAGAAAACAUUAAAUAUAAUUGUUAAUGAAUGAUUUAUUGUUGUAUAUAAAUAAACAGUUUAAAAGGUC
Molecule: messenger RNA, 1590 nt
Organism: Psylliodes chrysocephalus
Lineage: Eukaryota; Metazoa; Arthropoda; Insecta; Coleoptera; Chrysomelidae
Source: the annotation of a GenBank genome assembly